AUGACCUGGGACAUGACACUCGAGGAGCUCGCUGAGAAGCAAUACAAGGAGUUGCAAAAUGGCCGCCUGGCCAUGCUAGCCUUCGCAGGCAUGGCAACGCAAUACCUGGUGACGGGUCGCGCAGUUGGCUUUGCGGAUGACCAGCAACCCUUCAGCUUCAUCCAAGGGUCGGCGAUGCGAAUCCUGGAGAUGCUCUCUGAAUUGCUCAUGCUACGACCAGACCAUUUUGUACAAAAGGGACACUUGUUGGAAAAGAUCGAGUUCGAGCUGGAGACUUCAAAAGCCAUGCUGCUACAGCACUCCAAAGGACUGCUGGGCAGUGAUUUGGCAGAACUCAGAAUUCAGAAAUCGGAAAAGAAGGCGCUGUUCGACAAGAUCGCAAAGCGGAAUCGGUCCUUCACACAAGACAUUGCCGGGCAAAGACAACGACUUCGCCAUUUUUCUGAUGAGCAUGCCCAGGUUGUCAGCAGGAUUCUGAAAGAAGCGAAAGAAGCAAGCAGUUUGCAGGCCUUUGGACGAGAGACUCAAGCCUGUAUGCUGGCUGUGUUCGAACACAAGCUGAACUCGGUCUUCUCAGUGCCGCUGGAUCGAAAGCCAAGCGAAGUGCAGGCAGCACCAACCCAACCCACAAGGCUUGAGAACAGCUUUUUGAAAGAGCGGGUGAGCUCGUUGGAGCAGCAAGUCGACCUCCUGACGCAGAAAAUUGCCACGGUCCAGCGGCAACAUGCGGUCCUGAUCGCGACGAAGGACCCUGGUGUGACCUUGCCAGCAGGGGUCACGGCUGGACAGGCAGCACAGCAGCUGAAGGUGACCGAGGAGCAGAUUGAGCAAUUCCAGGAAGAUGGAGUCAUCAUGAUCAAGGGCGCCAUGAAGGAAUGGGUUGAGUACCUGCAGAAGGUUACUGAAGACCAAAUCGAAAAGCCCCACCUUUGGUCUUUGGUUGGCCGGAUGAGUGGUAUGUAUGACUACAUUCAGCGUAACAUGUGGAUGACAAACAAUGGUUUCCGUGAUUUCCUUUACUACUCACCGCUGGGGCACGUGGUAUCGCAGUUGGGGAAGACUGAGGAAGUUCGCUGCUCCACUGACAUGCUCUUGGUGAACCCCAAUCGUGGCUUUGGUUGGCAUCAGGACAACCAGAAUGGGCCCAUCGACUUUAAAGACGCAAUCCGUUGGUGGGUCGCAAUGGAUCCUUGCGGCCAGGAUGGCAUUGGAGCUCCUGAGUACCUGCUAGGCUCUCACCGAAAUCAGUCCGUGAGCAGUGAUGCAGUUUUUGUGAGUCUGGAGGACGGCGACCUGAACACUUUCCCAAGGAAGACCAGGUACACGCCAGAGCCCGGAGACUUGAUUAUUUGGGAUGCCCGCACUAUCCAUCGCAUUGUCGCACCACCUGGCCAGAAGUGGGAGGAUGGCACACAGCGUCGCGCAAUUGGUGGCACCAUGGCCAAGGCUGGAGCCACAUACAUCAACAAGGGUGGUGCAAGUGGAAUCAGCGACCUGGCAGGACACAAUCAGCUCAACGGUGAACCAUUGGGUGGACCAUACUUCCCUCGCAUCUACCCAACACGCGUGAAGGAGGAGGAGGACUACCGCGCAGAGAACCGCAUUGUUGGCCGCUCUCCCCAGAAGAUCGCGAACCUGGGUGUGACGCUGGCCUCCAACGCAAGCAAGUACGUUUCUUUUACAAAGGUCGUCGGGAAGAAAGACUGA
Molecule: messenger RNA, 1707 nt
Organism: Durusdinium trenchii
Lineage: Eukaryota; Dinophyceae; Suessiales; Symbiodiniaceae
Source: the annotation of a GenBank genome assembly